Cylicostephanus goldi is the source of this 291-nucleotide messenger RNA. The record is from the annotation of a GenBank genome assembly. Lineage: Eukaryota; Metazoa; Nematoda; Chromadorea; Rhabditida; Strongylidae.
AUGCGAUUUUCGGCGCUAACUUCGGGUACACAAAUCCUUCCUCACUGUGGUGCGACAAAUAGUCGUUUACAAGCACAUUUGGGCUUGAUUGUCCCCUCAGAAGCAAGAAUAAGGGUAGGUAACGAGCAACGCGGAUGGAAAACUGGGAAGUUCAUCAUAUUUGACGACUCAUUCGAACAUGAGUUGCAAUUCGAAGGAGCAUCCUCGUCCUCCCUACGCCUGAUCCUCCUGAUUGAUCUCUGGCAUCCGGAAGUCGAGUCGCAAAAGCGAACUGCUCCCGAGGAUGACUGA